Molecule: messenger RNA, 330 nt
Organism: Mastomys coucha (southern multimammate mouse)
Lineage: Eukaryota; Metazoa; Chordata; Mammalia; Rodentia; Muridae
Product: secretoglobin family 2B member 24-like
Exons: 3
Coding region: 1-330 (109 amino acids)
Source: RefSeq, a predicted model, not a curated record
AUGAAGGGGACACUUCUUCUGCUGGCCUUGCUGGUGACUGGAGAGCUGGGCUUCCAAACAACGGAAGCAUGCCUUUCUUUCUUCUAUAGCUAUGCUACCGUACUCUCUGGAAAUGAGCCAUUGAUGACUUUCCAACUUUCCCGGUAUAAUGCUAACGCCCAGGAAUUGGAGGCCUUUGGAAAGCUCCAGGAGUGCUACAGUAAAGGAGGACUAAAAACCAUAUUGCUGAAUCCCAAAAUCUUGGAAUCCAUGCUUGUCACCCCAGAAUGCCUGAAAUACUAUUCCAAAGAAGUCAUAGAGAAAAUUAAGAAACUACUUUCCAGUCUUUAG